Molecule: messenger RNA, 2931 nt
Organism: Venturia canescens
Lineage: Eukaryota; Metazoa; Arthropoda; Insecta; Hymenoptera; Ichneumonidae
Product: Golgi to ER traffic protein 4 homolog
Exons: 6
Coding region: 353-1345 (330 amino acids)
Biological process (GO): protein insertion into ER membrane
Cellular component (GO): cytosol; BAT3 complex
Molecular function (GO): protein binding
Source: RefSeq, a predicted model, not a curated record
AAUCGAGUGCAGCAAAAUGCCUCGGAGAACUCUCAUCAUUAUAGUGAACCGAUCAAUCGAUGUAGUAGAUAUUAUUUCUUCAACAUAUUGAGGAGGAGACACGAGAAAUCUCAAGUUUUUCAUUUAUUAACCUCAUACAAGUUUGAUUUCUCGGGUUUUUUCUAAGUUGAACGAUUGAGCUUUGUCGUGCGGUUUGCGCGAGGCUUUUAAAAUACGUCGAGUCACAUGUAUAAUCGAUUCAGUCGCGUGUUACUUGGAAUAAGCACGAUUCGCGGCUGGCAUUAAAAAAAAUUUUCGGCCUUUUUCAGUUUUUUUUAUUAUUUUUAAUCAUUUUCUAACAUUUUGCGUGUAUAUGGUGAUAAACAUGGCAUCGCGGUAUAAUCAGGGUGUCUCGAGAGUGUUAGAGAAAUUGAAAAUAUCCCUCAAUUCGGGAAAUUAUUAUGAGGCUCACCAAAUGUACAGAACUUUGUAUUUCAGGCUCCUUGGACAAAAAGAUUAUGCAAAUUUGAAGGAAUUGCUAUGCGAUGGGUCUAGGCUACUUCUUGAACGUGAUCAGCACGUGAGUGGUGCUGAUCUUGGAAUAUUGUAUGUCGAUGUUUUGAACAAAUCGGCGACAGUGCCACAUGAAAAUGUAUUUGAACAAAUAGCCGUUUUAUUCAGUAUUAUGAAAGCCGGCACACCCGAAAGAGAAACAUUCCUUCACAGAGGUCUCAAAUGGAGCACGAAAGGAUCAAAUUACAAAUGGGGACAUCCAGAUUUGCACAAAAAAAUAGCUCAAGUUUAUUGGAGAGAAAAAAAUUAUCCAGCGGCCAAACAACACUUUCUAUAUAGCAAAGACGGCUCCGGUUGUGCAGAGAUGCUGGUAGAACUCCAUCAGCAACGAGGGUAUACCAACGAAAUAGAUCUUUUCAUAGCUCAAGCAGUUUUAGAAUACUUGUGCUUGCAGGAUAAAGUAUCUGCCCAAGAAGUUUUUGACACUUACACCUCUAGGCAUCCAAAAAUUAACAACGGCCCACCUUAUUUAUUACCGCUGCUAAAUUUUCUAUUCUUUUUAUUGAAAACUGUAGAAACGGGCAAACUCGCAGUAUUCACGGUUCUUUGCGAGCAGUAUCAAUUGAGUAUAAACCGAGAUCCGACGUACAGGACAUACCUCGACAAAAUAGGUCAAAUAUUUUUCAAAGUGCCACCACCACGUCCGAAUAAUCAUGGAUUUCUCGGUUCGAUACUCCAAUCAUUUUUGACCGGUUUAGCGGAGGAGUAUUCGGAGGACGAAGACGAUUCGGAUGGGGAGACGCGACAUCACAGCAGGGCAUCGACCUCUCAAACGAUGCACGAUCUCGAUUGAGUGGCGAGUAGUGCGAGUGAGACGAAGCAGAGAAAGAACAGAGUUUAAAAAUAAAACAAAAAUCGAAUAGACGAAAAAAUGGAGAAACGCUGAAAGAAAACAAAGAGAAACACAAAAUAUAUAAUUACGAACAUCCGAGUCGACGCGUUCGGGAUUCUUCAAUCCUCAGGGACACUUAAAUAAUGGAUAUUUAAAUAUUCAGUACGACGAAACGUGAAUCGUCUCAGAUUUAAUACUAAUUUCUUUCAUUAUAUACAAAUAUAAAGGAUGUCCCCGGUUAAAUAGUCGAUAAUAUGAACUCGAGUUGAGAACCGAUUUUCGAAUCGACAAAUUUGAUAACCCGAGCCCAUUUCAUUUCAAUGGGUUUACGAAUAAAUUUAUUGAACCCAGCAUACGUCGCGUUCCGCAGUAAUCCCUGCAGAGUUGACAACACAAAUCAUUGCGAGACCUAGAAACGGAUUGAAAACGACCUCGAUUGUGGAUGAAAGGCAGCUUUUUCGACUUUCACCAAACCUUUUUGUACGUUCUAUCAAGUUUUUAUCAUAAAAUUUUCAUGAAAUUCGACUCUAUCUUAUACCUUUCUUUUCGAUGUUAAAGAACUAAGUGAACAGCUUAUGAUUAAGCUUCAUUUUCGUAUAAGCAUAACAUUUCAUGCUGAGAAGAACAUUUUUGACUUCGUUGUACGGCUCACUUUAUCGAGAGGAUUCAAUCAAGAAACAUUAUCAGGCUUCGAGACUCGAAAUUCGAUACUGAAAAUAAGUCAAUAUUAUUAAAUAGUGAACUCGGGACAGCCUGUAUAUAUCUAUACGUACGCAUGUAUAUAUAUCUUGCGUGUAUUUAUGUUUAUACGAAUCAACGUGCUGGCUGAUGAUUUUGGCUAAUUGCAUGACAGCAUGUGAUUCAAUACUUAGAACAAAGCCUACGAAAAAGCCCCGCACACAAGAAACCCUUUGGGUAAAUCCGCUAAUUCCUUAACCACCCUGAAUUAUUCGAUGUGCGCAACGUAUAUUUGCUAACGUAUGCUCUCUCGUUUGUUUUUUUUUCCUGGAUUGGUAUACAGAGCGAGAAAAAAAACUCCAAAAUUAUGUAUAUUUUAUAAACGUAUGGAAAGUGAGCUUCGAAUUCUGCUUUUAAUUUCGUCUCGACGAUUUGCAAAGAAAAACAGAAACAACGGUAUUUACGGUAUAAAUGAACGAACUACUGUCUGUAACGCGAGUAACACAAAUGAGAAAGCAUCUCUUUAUUUUAUAUAAAGCUUAAAUAUUAAAGCAGGGACGGGAUAAAUGAGCGUGUAAUAUUGUUUCGUUUCGCAAUAACAUUAACUCGGAUAGGCAGAAACGAAUAUACCAACUGAUUAUCGUCUUGGUUUUCAUCUACGAGAUUUCCUUACCAUUGUAAAAAAACAAACAAAAAUAUGGAAACAAUGAAUGUAUUUAUUUAUCCAUCAAUGAAUAUUGAGGUAACGAAAGAGAAUGGAGAAUAAGAAAAUUAAGGUGUGAAUGAAAACUGUAGGAAUCUUUUGUGGAGGAAGGGGGAGGAAUGAAAAAUGUACAAAAUACAACUGAUUAUAGCAACGUAAAAAUGGA